Messenger RNA from Clupea harengus (Atlantic herring), 1375 nucleotides. RefSeq lists its product as uncharacterized. Gene Ontology annotation, cellular component: cytoskeleton. The record is from RefSeq and is a predicted model, not a curated record. The coding region runs from base 11 to 1276 and encodes 421 amino acids. Gene Ontology annotation, molecular function: structural molecule activity. Lineage: Eukaryota; Metazoa; Chordata; Actinopteri; Clupeiformes; Clupeidae. The transcript has 8 exons.
AGAGCGCUUCAUGUCUUCCAGCUACUCUGUGCGGAGCUUCUCCGUGGGCCGACAGCCCUCCUUCUCCAGCCUGUCGCUGAGGGACAGCGGGCGCAAGCGCUCCGUGGCCGCCGCCGUCUCCUUCUCCAGCCCGCUGACGCGCUCGGCCUCGGUCAGCCAUGACCUCCACGCGCUGUCCCACAACGGCCUGGGCAACAGCACCAACGAGAAGGAGGCCAUGCAGAGCCUCAACAGCCGGCUGGCCAGCUACCUGGACAAGGUGCGCACGCUGGAGCGCUCCAACGCCGAACUGGAGCUGAAGAUCAAGAAGCUGAUGAUCGACCGCGUGCCCAAGGGCCACGACAUCGAGAGCAUGAUGGCCCAGGCCCACGCCCUGGAGCAGGAGCUGAGGAAGAAGACACUGGAGAAUGCUCGACUCAUGCUGGAGAUUGACAAUGCCAAGCUGGCUGCUGAUGACUUCAGGAUCAAAUGGGAAGCAGAGAGUGCCAUGACCCAGUCUGUGGAGAGGGACUGCAUAUCCCUGAAGAAGGCCAAGUCCGACCAUGACCAGAUCAAUGCUAGUUUGCGGGGUGACCUGGACAGCCUGAAGGAGGAACUCUACUUCCUGAAAAAGAACCAUGAGGAGGAAUUGGAUACAUGGAAAUCUCGCAUUGCAAGAGAGGAGGUGAACGUGGAGGUGGAUGCGGCACGCGGACCCGAGCUGGGCGAUGUCCUGUCUGGCUUGAGGUCGCAGUACGAGGGCAUCGUCCACAAGAACAAGGAGCAGGCGGAGCACUGGUACCGCAAGAAGCUGGAGAACGUGCAAACGGAGGUGAGAGAGAGCAACGAGCAACUGCGCAACGCCCAGAACGAGCUCAGCGAGCGCCAGCGCUUCCUACUGACCCUGGAGGUGGAGCUGGAGAGCCUGCACAAACAGCUGUCUACUCUGGAGGGAAACCUGGGGGAGACCGGGCAGAAGUACGCCCUGGAGAUGGAUCGCCUGCAGACCACGCUCUCCCAGCUGGAGGACGACCUGUCACAGCUGCGCCUCGACAUGCAGCGCAACAAGACGGACUACGAGCAGCUGCUGCGCAUCAAACAGAACCUGGAGAUGGAGAUCGCCACGUACAGGAGGCUGCUGGAAGGAGAGGAGGGGAUGAAAGAGGUCCCUCCACCGAAAAAGGAGCCUGAUGUUAGAACCAGGAAGAUUGUGAAGGUGGUCACCCAGACUAUGAUCAAUGGUAAAGUGGUGGAUGAAUCGAGUGAAGUUGAACAGAUCGAGGAAACCAAGAAGUGAGGACAGCCACUCUCUUGCCCCCUAGCCCCUUAGAAAAAAGGGGGUCCAACUGCAAGACUGCAGGAUACACACGCACGUGCGCGUGCGCACACACACACA